This is a messenger RNA of Quercus lobata, 1483 nucleotides long. RefSeq names its product plant UBX domain-containing protein 7-like. The transcript is spliced from 9 exons. Gene Ontology annotation, cellular component: nucleus. NCBI's taxonomy places the organism in Eukaryota, Viridiplantae, Streptophyta, Magnoliopsida, Fagales, Fagaceae. Bases 22 to 1251 code for a protein of 409 amino acids. Gene Ontology annotation, molecular function: ubiquitin binding. The record is from RefSeq and is a predicted model, not a curated record. Gene Ontology annotation, biological process: proteasome-mediated ubiquitin-dependent protein catabolic process.
AAAAAAGCCAAAAGAGAAGCUAUGGAAGAAGGUGUGCUCUCUGCGACUGAGAAGCAGAGCAUGGUCUCUUCUUUUCUAGAGAUCGCCUUUGGCCAGUCCGCUGACACUGCCAAACAGUACUUGCAGGCCACGAGUUGGAAGCUUGAGGAAGCUAUUCAGUUGUUCUUCGUGGUUGAUGAAGGUGGGCCAAUAGUAGCUUCAUCACAAUCUCCAGCAUCAGAAAAUGUGAACUAUUUGGCUGAUCAGAAUACAGGGAUGGGGUAUCUGUCACGUGAAGCAAGAUCAAGUUCAUCAAUUGCAUGCUGUAAUUUUGAUGAGGAAAUGAAACGCCGUGGGGUCUGGGAAUCAGACCAAGGCCCAUCGUACCACCGAGAUAACCUUGCUUCUUUAUAUCGUCCUCCUUAUCAUCUGAUGUUGCAUGGGUCCUUUGAAAAGGCAAAAGAUACUGCUUCUUUGCAUAACAAAUGGCUCCUAGUGAACUUGCAAUCAACCAAGGAGUUCACCUCUCAUAUGCUUAAUCGGGAUACAUGGUCAAAUCAAGUUGUUUCUCUAAUUAUUAAGGCCAAUUUUUUCUUCUGGCAGGAGUAUGAUGAUACAACUGAAGGCAGAAAGGUUUGCACAUAUUACGAGUUGGAUUCUAUGCCUGUAGUGCUUCUCAUUGACCCCAUAACUGGUCAGAAAAUGUGUUCCUGGUAUGGAAUGGUUCAUCCUGAGCAAUUGCUGGAGGAUUUGUUACCAUUCAUGGAUGGUAAACGUCCAAGAGAAAGUUAUUUGACUCCUCGAAGUAAAGCAAACAAAGAGGAUGAGGAAAUGAUACUUGCAUUGGGAGCUUCUGUGGAAGGUAUGAAACUGACAAUGACAAAAGACUCAAGUGGGAUGAUUGCUAAAGACAAAGAUAUAACUUUUACUGAAGAGGAAAAGCAAUGCUCUAAGAAGCUGGCAUAUCCACCUCUGCCUGAAGAACCUAAGGGUGAUAGGAACCUCCUUUGCAGGGUUGGAUUCCAUCUUCCAGAUGGACGCUUACUCCAGAGAAAUUUCUUCCGUACUGAUUCAAUACAGCUGCUCUGGUCGUUCUGCUAUUCUCUACUAGAAGAAGCUGAGACAAGGCCAUUUCGUUUGACACAUGAAUCCCCAGGACCAUCAAGGUCUCUGGAUUAUGACAGCCAAUCAACUUUUGAGGAGUCGGGGCUGGCCAACUCAAUGAUCUCCAUUACAUGGGAUGAAGAAGAUUUUGUAUGGGAGUGGGACUGAAGAACAUUAUGAUGGGGACUGUUUUUUGAGUUUCUUCAACUGGUAUAGCUGUGCAUUGAAGAAUUUUGGUUUGUCCUAAUUUGGUUGCUGCUUGCUUUCUUCCCUUUUUGUUACUCCCUAGUCAGGAUACCAUUUAAUUUGAUGGUGUUUAGUCUUAUGUACAGGACAUGAAUCUCUAGAUGCUUAUGUUGUUCUAAUGCUCGCUUUGCUCUGUAUGUGCAUGUCUGUUUCU